Messenger RNA from Hibiscus syriacus, 1636 nucleotides. Its product is annotated as cytochrome P450 84A1-like. NCBI's taxonomy places the organism in Eukaryota, Viridiplantae, Streptophyta, Magnoliopsida, Malvales, Malvaceae. The record is from RefSeq and is a predicted model, not a curated record. Gene Ontology annotation, biological process: lignin biosynthetic process. Gene Ontology annotation, molecular function: oxidoreductase activity, acting on paired donors, with incorporation or reduction of molecular oxygen; monooxygenase activity; iron ion binding. The transcript has 2 exons. Bases 1 to 1575 code for a protein of 524 amino acids.
AUGGAUUCUAUUCAAACUCUAUUAUCUCUUCAAUCUUCUUCGCCCAUCUUCUUCCUUCUUCCAGCAUUGUUGGUUUCAUUGAUUUUCAUGUUCGGGCUGCGUCGGAAAAUCCCAUACCCGCCGGGCCCCAAAGGGUACCCGAUUAUCGGCAACAUGACGAUGAUGGACCAGUUGACUCACCGUGGCAUAGCUCAACUCGCUUCUCGGUACGGUCAGGCGGGUCUCCUCCACUUAGCGAUGGGAAAGCUUCACAUAGUGGCGGUGUCGACGCCGGAGAUGGCGAAGGAAGUUCUACUCACCCAAGACAUCGUAUACUCCAACCGACCGGCAAACGACGCCAUAGUUUAUUUAACCUACGAUAGAGCCGAUAUGGCUUUCGCCAACUACGGUCCCUUUUGGCGUCAAAUGAGAAAGAUCUGUGUUAUGAAGGUUUUCAGCCGGAAACGGGCGGAGUCAUGGGCUUCCGUACGUGAAGAAGUGGACUCGACAGUGGAGACGGUGAUGAAAAGCGUCGGUUCGCCACUCAACGUCGGCGAGUUGGUGUUUGCUUUGACGAGGAACAUAACUUAUAGGGCGGCGUUCGGGUCGUUUUCACGUGAGGGACAAGAUGAGUUCGUGAAGAUAUUGCAGGAGUUCUCCAAGCUUUUUGGAGCUUUCAACAUUGCUGAUUUUUUCCCCUGGUUGAGUUGGGUCCAUGGGACCGAGUUCCACAAGAGGUUGGUGAAAGCUCGGGCGUCGCUCGAUGGGUUCAUUGAUCAUAUUAUAGAUGAACAUUUGGUUAGGAGGAAUAUGGGUCAUGCUGAAAAACAUCAAGCCGUGCAUGAUGAUGACAUGGUGGAUGAAUUAAUGGCGUUUUACAGCGAAAAUGCUUCCAUAGGAGAUUAUAAUGACUCAUCCAAUUCUUCCAUUCAACUCACCAAAAAUAACAUCAAAGCUAUUAUCAUGGACGUAAUGUUUGGUGGAACCGAGACGGUGGCAUCGGCAAUAGAAUGGGCAAUGGCGGAGCUAAUGAAGAGUCCAGAAGAACUCGAGAAAGUUCAGCAAGAACUCAGUGAUGUUGUCGGGUUGGAUCGGGUCGUUCAAGAAUCGGAUCUCGAGAAAUUGACCUACCUAAAAUGUGCCAUUAAAGAAACGCUACGCCUACACCCUCCUAUCCCUCUCCUCCUCCAUGAGACCUCCGUGGACUCCGUCCUUGGCGGAUAUCGGGUACCGGCGAAAUCGCGUAUAAUGAUCAAUGCAUGGGCUAUCGGGCGUGACCCGUCAUCUUGGGAAGAUCCGGAUGUGUUUAAACCAAGCAGGUUUUUGGAUGGUAGUGCACCUGAUUUUAAGGGCAGUAAUUUUGAGUUCAUUCCAUUCGGGUCGGGUCGAAGGUCCUGUCCGGGAAUGCAACUCGGGCUAUAUGGGUUGGAAUUAAGUGUGGCUCAUUUGCUUCAUUGUUUUAACUGGAAGUUGCCCGAUGGAAUGAAGCCGAGUGAGCUUGACAUGAACGAUUCAUUUGGGCUCACUGCACCACGAGCGACUCGACUCGUCGCUGUGCCGAGUUACAGAUUGAGUUGUCCUUUUCGUGGAAAAUGAACGGGAUUGGGAAGGGAGAAGUAGAAACCAGACCAAAGCAGAGAAAAUUAAUGGGUUUAUA